This is a messenger RNA of Mycena citricolor, 1320 nucleotides long. The record is from the annotation of a GenBank genome assembly. Lineage: Eukaryota; Fungi; Basidiomycota; Agaricomycetes; Agaricales; Mycenaceae.
CGACUACUGUCUCUCCACCCCCAUCAACAUGAAGUUUUUCUUCGCUGCUCUUGCGCUUGCUCUCGUCUCCUCUGUCGCUGCUCAUGACGGUCAUGAGCACGAGGACCAGAUGCCCUUUGGCUAUGUCAAGGGCCCCCUGGACACCUUCCGCGGCUUCAACGACGAGGUCACUGCGGACUCGAUCUUCUCGGGCAUCACCACCUUUGCCAAACUGCCUUGGGUUCAGUGCCUCGGCCGCGAGAGCGAUAUCCCCUUCGACAUUGCGUUCCUCGGCGCACCCUUCGACACAGCUACCAGUUACCGCCCGGGUGCCCGAUUCGGCCCUUCCGGCAUCCGCGAGGGCAGCCGUCGUCUGACGCUCUACGGCGGCUAUAACGUGCCGCUCAAGAUCAACCCUUUCAAGUCGGGCCUUCGCAUCGUCGACUGCGGCGAUAUUCCUGUCACCCCGUACGACAACAAGCAUGCCAUCCAACAGAUCGAGGAUGGCCACAAAGCUCUCCUGCAACGCCAGGCUUUCUCGCCUCUGGGCAACAGCUCUCUCACCGGGCAGCCCCUUUUCCCGUUCUCACUCGACGGCAAGCACCAUCCGCGCAUCAUCACCCUGGGCGGGGACCACACCAUCGUCCUCCCGCUCCUGCGCUCCAUUAACUCGGUGUACGGCAAAAUCUCCGUGAUCCACUUUGACUCACAUCUCGGCAAGUUGAACUUCGCUCGCACCUCGCGUCACGGCUCACCUCGCUGCAGACACGUGGAAGCCCUCAGUCUUCGGUGGCGCGCCGAGCGACCAGGCCGCGAUCAACCACGGCACCACGGGGCCAUCCGCACGACCCUGAGUGGCCCGGAGGACUACGAAAACGACGACGCCUCGGGCUUCCAGCGCAUCGAGGCUCGUGAAAUCGACACCCUCGGCACUGCCGGGAUUAUUUCCAAGAUUCGGGACACCGUCGGGGACGGCCCCGUGUAUCUCUCCAUCGACAUUGACAGCAUCGACCCGGCUUUCGCGCCGGCCACCGGUACCCCAGAGACAGGCGGCUGGUCUACCCGGGAGCUUCGCACCAUCCUUCGGGGCCUCGAGGGAUUGCACAUCGUCUCGGCAGACAUUGUUGAAGUCGCUCCCGCGUAUGACACCAACGCGGAGCUUACGACAAUGGCCGCUGCAGACAUUCUCUUCGAGGUUAUGAGUGUGAUGGCGAAGACUCCCCUGGGAAAGAUCCAGGCCUGAGGCGCCGAUUCCAGUUAUGAAUCUACGUCGAAUCGAAUAUAGUUCGUUACGCCCCUUUAUGUUUUCUUCUGUACACGAAUUUCAAAGUUUGAACGAUC